AGGAAACCGGCUGGCGGCCGCGGGCCGGCGCCGGGGGAGGCGAGGGGUUAACCGGGGUGGGGGCAUCCCGGGCCGAGAGGUGUGAAUUCCGCCCGCUUCCCCCCGCCCCGCUUCCCCCCUAGCUAUAAGAGCUGUCGGCUCGGGCUGGGGGGAGCCACUGCGGCUUCUCCUCGCUGCGAGCCCGGCGCCCGGCAGAGCUUUGAAGUCGGGAGGAGCGGCGGCUGCUGCUGCUGCUCCGCUGCUCCGCGCCGCCCGGUACCGAUAUCGAUACCGCCUCCGCUGCACCGCUCGGCCCGAGGGGUCCCCGCUGUCCCCGUGCGGACGGCGCUCCUCCGACCGUAUCCCCCCGUGGCGGGCGGGUCUGUAUGCAGCGUGAAGCUCUUUCGCUGGAUCUAGGAUAAACUCUGAGCAAGCUCUUUUAUUGGCUUGGAAUCAGAAGUGUCUGGAAGUCUUAAUGAAAACCAAGUGUAAGGCAAGGCUCAGCCACCUGUCCCCGGCAUCCCCGGCCAAGAGCUCUGCGCUUCGAUUAAUCAAUGGAUCCGCGAUUUGGAACGCGUCUGUGCCCUGGAGCAAUGCGUGGGGCGAGAGUGGAGCUGAGCUGGGAACCGGGAGCCCCGAUGGGGAUCUGUGCGAGGCAGAUCCCACAGCUGUGCAGGCACUGCCAGCACGUCUGUGCUUCCACAGCUGCACGAGAGCCGUUGCAGGAAGCAGAAGGAGCAGAGAAACCUCUGUGCUGCUGCUCUGCAGCCUCUCUCUCACCUCCCCGUUUCCCAGAGGCAGUGCCUAGUUGCCCUAUCCUUCAAGGGAUGUUAGCAUAAGUUCCUCUCUACACUGCUUUUUCUUGCAGAUGUGAGCUGCUGUGAUUGCUUGGAAGCAUGACUUCCUGAAGCCUGCCUGUUUCUGGCUCUCACUGUGAAAUACGUUGUGGCUUUAAGCUGGGUUUUAAUUAAGAAAAUGCCAUUCUGGGUUAUUCUCUUUUGUGAGGCAAAUGGAGAAAGGGGUGGAAGGCUGACAGUUGGGAUGCUGUGUUCCUGCACUUCAGUUGCAUGUGGUUUCUUCUCUAUAAGAGCAGGCUUCAAGAAAUUGCUGGGAAUUAGAGUAGAAUAAAUGAAAAGGAAAAAUAAUCACUGUUAAUUGUAUCGAAUACUUGGUGAGAUUGAAGUAUACAAGUCUUCUAAAAGCCAGGCCCACUGGUGACAUCUGGUGCAGCCACUGGGAACCAGUGCAGAAGUGUGGGUUGGCAGAUAGCAGCAGAGAUGGGGAUGGGAACCUGUGCCAUGUUGGUGUUUCCUUUAAUCAGGAUGAAGAUGCUCAGGUGGAGGUGGAGCAGGGUCUCUGUCAGUGUAUGGUCCUGGCUGAGGGCUGCCCUGGCCCUUCUCGUCGUGGGCAACAUGGCCUUUGUGAUAGCUCAGGACCUGCCUCAGACCUCCAACAGCCUGGAGGAGGGUGCAGAUGUCACUGCAUACUGGUGGGGUGAGUGGACCAAGUGGACAGCGUGCACGAGGAGCUGUGGUGGAGGUGUGAAGUCCCAGGAGAGGCACUGCCUGCGGCAGAGACGAAAGUCAGUGAGUGGGCUGGCUAAUAAAACUUGCACUGGAACAUCCAAAAGAUACCAGCUCUGCAAAGUACAAGAGUGCCCUGCAAACGGAAGGAGCUUUCGAGAGGAGCAGUGUUCAUCCUUUAACUCCCAUGUGUAUAAUGGAAGAACGUAUCAAUGGAAACCUUUAUACCCUGAUGACUAUGUUCACAUUUCUAGCAAGCCCUGUGACCUCCAUUGCACCACUGUGGAUGGUCAGAGACAAUUAAUGGUUCAGGCUCGGGAUGGAACAUCCUGCAAAUACACUGAUUUCCGAGGGGUUUGCGUGUCUGGAAAAUGUGAGCCAAUUGGCUGCGAUGGCAUUCUCUUUUCCACCCACACCUUGGAUAAAUGUGGAGUUUGCCAAGGAGAUGGGAGCAGCUGCACUCAUGUGACGGGGAGUUACAGGAAAGGAAACGCUCAUCUGGGCUAUUCCCUGGUAACACACAUUCCUGCUGGAGCAAGGGAUAUCCAGAUAGUGGAACGGAAAAAAUCUGCAGAUGUUCUGGCUGUGGCUGAUGAAGCUGGGUACUAUUUCUUCAACGGGAAUUACAAAGUUGACAGCCCAAAGAAUUUCAACAUUGCAGGCACGGUGUUCAAGUACCGCCGGCCCAUGGACGUCUAUGAGACUGGCAUAGAGUAUAUUGUUGCACAAGGACCAACAAACCAAGGAUUGAACAUCAUGGUCUGGAAUCAAAAUGGCAAAAAUCCAUCCAUCACGUUUGAAUAUACUCUCUUGAGGAAACCACACUCAAAUCUCCAGCCCAUCUACUACACCUUUUCUGAGUCAGAUAGCGAAGAAAGCAGGGAGUUUGAUGGAGAUGUGCCAUUGGGUUUUAUCCAACACAACGCAACCUAUUUUGGGAAAAUCUCCAGGGAAAGGAUAGACUUGGAGAACCAGGUGUUUGGAAGACAGGACACGGAGGAAGAUUUAAACUUGAGCAAAGGUCAGGAAACCAAUGAGGUCUAUGAAAGAGCAGAAACAAUUGACUGUGAGCCAAAACUGAAGGGCAAACAACCCAAAGAUUCAAACGUAACCAGGUCUACUUACCAGACAGACCAUGACGACAGAGACUUUGACCCCAGGUUUACCUCCAGGGAAUUCCUUUCGGAGAAUGCCAUCACAGACAAACUGCUGGACAAGGCCUCUGACUCAAAGGAGUUGGUACUCAACAUGACCAUGAACAGCAUCUUUGCCCAGGGAGACCCAAUCAACUCUGUGGGGUCCCACAUUGACAGCCUCUACGUUGACUACGAGGACACUGAUGGCAUUGUGACCUAUACCAUCAAUGGCACGUACAUGGAGCUCAGCAAUGGCAAAGCCAUCAAUUCAUCUGCAGAGACACCGUUUUCAAAUGCCACUGUCACCAUGACCAGCUCUCAAGGGAACAGAACCCACAAAGCAAGAAACAGAUUGAAGUUGUUAAGAAAGGGCCAAGGUGUGAGUGCUGCUGACAUGUACAGGUGGAAGCUUUCCUCCCAUGAACCCUGCAGCUCUACAUGCACCACAGGAGUGAUGUCCACGUAUGCUAUGUGCGUUCGCUAUGAUGGGAUCGAAGUGGACGAUACGUACUGUGAUGCCAUGACCCGCCCUGAGCCUGUCCAUGAGUUCUGUGCUGGGAGAGAGUGCCAGCCAAGGUGGGAGACAAGCAGCUGGAGUGAGUGCUCCCGUACCUGCGGUGAGGGCUACCAGUUCCGCAUCGUGCGCUGCUGGAAGAUGAUCUCUCCAGGCUUUGACAGCUCUGUCUACAGCGACCUCUGUGAGUCAGCUGACAUCACCCGGCCCGACGAGCGCAAAGUCUGCAAGAACCCGGCCUGUGGGCCACAAUGGGAGAUGUCUGAGUGGUCAGAGUGCUCUGCGCGGUGCGGUGAGCGCAGCGUGGUGACGCGGGACAUCCGCUGCUCGGAGGAGGAGAAGCUGUGUGAUGCCAGCGCCCGACCCCUGGCUGAGAAGAACUGCACAGGGCCGCCCUGCGACCGCCAGUGGACCGUGUCUGAUUGGGGACCGUGCAGUGGUGGCUGCGGACAGGGCAGGAUGAUCCGACACGUGUACUGCAAAACCAGCGAUGGGCGCGUGGUGCCAGAGUCGCAGUGCAACCUGGAGACAAAACCUCUGGCCAUCCACCCCUGCGGGGACAAGAACUGCCCGUCACACUGGUUGGCACAGGACUGGGAGCGGUGCAACACCACGUGCGGCCGGGGUGUGAAGAAGAGGAUUGUGCUCUGCCUGGAGAUUGUCAAUGGCAAGAUCAAGACUCACAACCCCACUGACUGCGACGUGGCCAAGAAGCCUGUGGAGGAGACGACAUGCUUCGAGCGGCCGUGCUUCAAGUGGUACACCACCCCGUGGUCAGAGUGCACUAAAACCUGCGGCAUCGGUGUGAGGAUGCGGGAUGUCAAGUGCUACCAGGGGAAGGACAUCGUCCGUGGCUGCGACCCCCUGGUGAAGCCAGUGGGCAAGCAGACCUGUGACCUGCAGCCCUGCCCCACCGAGCCCCCAGACGACAGCUGCCAGGACCAGGCAGGAACCAACUGCGCUUUGGCCAUCAAAGUGAACCUGUGCAGCCACUGGUACUACAGCAAAGCCUGCUGCCGCUCCUGCCGCACCCCCCACUCGUAGUGCAGGGCUGGGGCCGCAGCCCUGCUCGUGAGCAUUGGGGAUGGAUGUUCCUUUCCUCGCUCUGCUGGCACGGCUUGCUUUCAGAGCUGCUGUACAUUGGUUAUCAGAGCUGUACAUACGAUCGUGUAUAUUUGAUUUCCCCCAACAGCAGACAUUCACUGGUUUCACAAGGUCUCGUCCUUUGGUUUCUUUUUGCCUAUGCAAGUAGGGGGUGGGCACGGACCCAUGGGAGUGAAAGUACCGGUGUGUUCCCUAGCAGAGGGGGUGAGUGCCUCCUCCCUGCUUUCUCCUCAAUGCUUUCUUACAUUUAACACAGUGGGAAGCAGAUUUUCAUUUGCUAAAUGAACUCAAGCCCAAGCCCUCUUUUGUAAUAUGGAGGUGUAUACUUUUUCAGAGGAUUUUAUCUUGUAACCAAAUGUUAGUGCCACAGUCCUUACAACCUCCCCCCCCUCAAAUGCUGACAUAUUGUAUAUAAUAUGGAAACAUUACUGCACUUUAUAUCACAAAAAAGACGUGCUCUUUUUUAAUAUAUUUGUUUACAGACAGUGAACUUUAUCCACAUAAUCAUUAAUUUGUACCCAUGUAUAUUUUAAUAAAGUUGUCAUAUUUAUGGUGGUA
Molecule: messenger RNA, 4814 nt
Organism: Tympanuchus pallidicinctus (lesser prairie-chicken)
Lineage: Eukaryota; Metazoa; Chordata; Aves; Galliformes; Phasianidae
Gene: ADAMTSL2
Product: ADAMTS like 2
Exons: 20
Coding region: 1257-4196 (979 amino acids)
Biological process (GO): extracellular matrix organization
Cellular component (GO): extracellular matrix
Source: RefSeq, a predicted model, not a curated record